AGGAAUAGAUAACGCGGAGCGAGAGCGAGACUGGCGGGCGAGAGGGCGAGAGGGAGAGGUGAAGGCUGCUGGACACAGCGACAGCGCUGACGAGUCUUUUAAUAUGACAGCAAGCGAUCAGCAAAAUCAUUUCCCAGCUGCUACUAACGAGACGUGCCAUUAUCGGUUAAUAUGAUGUAGAGAUUCGCUGUAUGCACAAUUUAGGGCUCGUUAGACUUCACACAUACUGUAGGUUAUGGUUUUUUUAUUGACUGUAUUUUUAUACUGCCACUUUAAAAUGUUGAAAUAUUCCGCCUAAAUGUGAUCUUACACUAUUAAUAACGCCAAAUACCUAACUUCUCUUGUUUGAUUGACGUACACGUUUCACAGGUGAGUUCGAGGAGUCAAAGCUGUAAUGGUAACAGCUGAGAGGGAAGGAGAGACAGAGUGAGAGGAGGAGACCCGGUGAGACGGACCGAGUCUGGGUUCGGGCCGUUUGCACGGCUGGAUGCCGGACUUUGACACGGGCCGUCCAUCCGUCACUUUCUUACAGCCUCCCCGGCGCUGCUGGGUCACGGCAGCGGCAGCUUUGUGACGGAUGACUAAUCUCCCCCUAAUGAAUGAGACACCACCCUCUGAAUGCCAAGAGGGUUCUGGCACCGCAGGACCCAAAUGAUGAAUGGUAUGCGGGCGCCUUGCCCCGUUCCGGUGCCGGCCGAGCACCGUAGCCGGCGGCUUGUUUGAACGUCCAGCGAGGAUGUCAUGAAUCAUGUCAUCGGAUCGAGAAUCCGCCUCUUUCUCUCUCGUUUCCUUUUUAUAUUUCACGUGUCUGAGUAAGAGAGCGACGGGAGCCGACGACGCAUACGCUCAUCGACAUAUCCGCAAAUUAGAUUGCGCGUGGUUUUAAGAAGGAAACGUGUAGGUGGACAUGAGGGGACACUGUCGCUGUGGAUGAUGCGCGCACUGCUCGGCGCUGCCGCACCAGUCACAUCGUCUUGACUGUGUUGAGUAGAGACCUGUCUUAUCUUCACCCCAUAAUGCGCAGGCGUGAUCCUAUCUGAGCCUCGCAAAAAGCUGCCACCGUCUGAACUACGCGUCGCGCGCGUGUGUUUGUUUGUGUGUGUGUGUGUGUGUGUGCGCGCGCGCGUGUGCCUGCGCGCCGCUCUUCGUGUGGCGCCCGAACGAUCCGACGACCGCCGCAACAGUUUUUCACGACGGUGACAUGAACGUUCGCCUGGCGGCCGAGCUCCCCGAGCAGCGCGGUUCGACCUGUGGAUAGUGUGGCGCGCGCGCGCGCGCGUGUGCGUCCGCGGUCCGUCCGUGGCCAGCCUCAACCUCCGCCGUCUGGGGCGCUCUGCCUCCCCGGCUGCCGCGCGCGCCUCUCGCCGUCGGCUGCGGUCUCAGCCUCUCGCGUGGGAUCCCCGUGUUCCGUUUGACCUGAGCCGCGAGCAGGGAUUCAGUUUAUGAAUGGCCCUGACAUGGAGGAAAUACCGUUUCAGAAAGUCAAAACCAGGCGGAAGAGAAGUCACUGUCCACCGGGGGUCCCUUUGACCACGAUCGCGUGCGAGGACGAGUUCGACUGCAAGGAGCUCGAGUCGCUCUUCCAGAACUACAACCUGAAGCUGGAGCAGACGUCCACCCUGAAAGCCCUGGCCGUGCUCAUCUUCAUGUCUUCGACGCUGGCCGUGGUGGAGCUGCUGUCCGGUCCGAGCCUCACCAUCUCCAAGGGGUCCCAUCCAGUCCACUGUGUCAUCUUCGUCUCCCUCUUCAUCGUGACUAACGUCAAGUACCUGCAAGUGACUCAGCUCCAGCAGAUCGUUAACCUGACGCUGCUCUUCGGCUUCACCUUCUCCUUCCUCUGCUGCCCCUUCCCCCUCGGCGCAAUGGGGCUGGAGCCCCCCACGUCCCCGGAGCAGGGCAUGUGGCAGCUCAUCCUGGUCACGUUCGUCGCCUACGCGCUCCUGCCUGUGCGGACUCUCCUGGCCGUCGUCUUUGGAAUUAUGGUUUCCAUCUCGCAUUUGAUUGUGACUGCCACUUCUGUCAAAACUCAGAAACUGUGGAGAACGCUGGUUGCCAACACAGUGCUGUUCACCAGUGUCAACCUGUCAGGGCUAUUUGUGCGCAUCUUGACAGAGCGGGCCCAGAGGAAGGCCUUCCUGCAGGCUCGCAACUGCAUCGAGGAGAGGCUCCGCAUGGAGGAUGAGAACGAGAAGCAGGAGCGCCUGCUAAUGAGUCUGUUGCCCAGGAACGUAGCUAUGGAGAUGAAAGAGGAUUUCCUGAAGCCUCCAGAAAGGAUCUUUCACAAAAUCUACAUCCAGCGACAUGACAACGUCAGCAUCCUGUUUGCGGACAUCGUCGGCUUCACCAGCCUGGCCUCCCAGUGCACCGCGCAGGAGCUGGUUAAACUCCUCAACGAGCUGUUCGGAAAGUUUGACGAGCUCGCCACGGAGAAUCACUGUCGCAGGAUAAAGAUCCUGGGGGACUGUUACUACUGUGUGUCUGGACUGACCCAGCCCAAGACGGACCACGCACACUGCUGUGUAGAGAUGGGCCUGGACAUGAUCGACACCAUAACGUCAGUAGCCGAGGCCACGGAGGUCAACCUGAACAUGCGCGUGGGCCUGCACACGGGCCGCGUGCUGUGCGGAGUUCUGGGCCUCCGGAAGUGGCAGUAUGAUGUGUGGUCCAACGACGUCACCCUGGCCAACGUGAUGGAGGCUGGAGGACUGCCUGGGAAGGUUCACAUCACCAGAUCAACGCUAGAGUGCCUGAACGGAGACUACGAAGUGGAGCCUGGGAACGGUCACGAACGGAACGCCUUCCUCCAAAAGCAUGAGAUAGAAACCUUCUUUAUUGUGCCAUCCCACAGACGGAAGAUAUUCCCAGGAUUGAUUCUUUCGGAUAUAAAGCCUGCCAAAAAGAUGAAGUUCAAAACUGUGUGCUACUUACUAGUGCAGCUUAUGCACUGCAGGAAGAUGUUCAAGGCUGAGAUUCCCUUCUCCAAUGUCAUGAACUGCGAGGACGGUGAUAAGCGGCGGGCCAUGCGCACGGCUCCACAGAAGCUGAGGAGCCGCACCAGCGCCAACCAGGCCAACGUGAUCCAGAGCAGCCCCAGGACCCGGGUCAACCGCUACAUCGGGCGGCUGAUAGAGGCCCGUCAGACCGAGUCGGACACGGCGGACCUCAACUUCCUCACGCUCAUGUACAAGUGCUCCGAACGCGAGCAGAGGUACCACCAGGUGCCUGACGAGUACUUCACCAGCGCCGUGGUCCUCUCUCUGAUUCUAGCUGCCUUGUUCGGCCUCGUGUAUCUCCUCAUUAUACCGCAGGGCACGGUGGUACUAGUUCUGCUCGUCUUCUGCAUCUGUUUCCUCGUAGCUUGUAUCAUGUACCUGCACGUCACCAGAGUCCAGUGUUUUCCAGGGUGCCUAACCAUUCAGAUUCGCACUGCUCUCUCUAUUUUUAUAGUCCUCUUAAUCUACGCUGUGGCCCAGGCUUGCGUGGUGGGCUGCAUGCCUUGGCUGUGGGGGGGCGCCAACCCCAACAGCUCCGCCGUCGUCAUGGAAACGGAGGGCGACGCCAACCGCACAGCGGCGGCGCUGCCCUGCGACGGCGCCAGCUACGCCUUCCUGUCCUGCGUCGUGGGAACGCUCACCCUGGCGCUGUUCCUGCGGGUCUCCUGGCUGCCAAAGAUGGCGCUAAUGCUCCUUCUGGGGGUGCUGUAUGUCACCGUGUUGGAAAUCAGCGGCUUUCGCAAGACUGCGGGUGGGGGGUCCUUCCACAUCCGGGGAUAUGAGCCCAUCCUGUCUCUGUUGCUCUUUGUCAGUGCCCUGGCCCUUCACUCCAGGCAGCUUGACCUCAAACUGCGCUUGGAUUUCUUAUGGGCUGUGCAGGCGGAGGAGGACAGGGACGGCAUGGAGAAAGUCAAGCUGGACAACAGGAGGAUCCUCUUCAACCUCCUGCCCGCACACGUCGCCCAACACUUCCUGCUGUCCAACCCCAGGAACAUGGUGAGCCUCGCUAAUAGACAGGCAGGCAAACUAAAAGACAAGCAGGAUCUUUACUACCAGUCCUACGCACAAGUGGGUGUGCUUUUCGCGUCUAUUCCAAACUUCAAUGAUUUCUACAUUGAGCUGGACGGGAACAACAUGGGAGUGGAGUGCCUGCGACUGCUGAACGAGAUCAUCGCCGACUUCGAUGAGCUCAUGGAUAAGGAGUGCUACAAGGACAUAGAGAAGAUCAAAACCAUUGGCAGCACAUACAUGGCAGCCGUGGGCCUCGUCCCCACCAUCGGCACCAAGGCAAAAAAGUCCGUUUAUGAUCAUCUGAGCACGAUAGCAGACUACGCCAUCGAGAUGUUCGACGUUUUGGAUGAAAUCAACUACCAGUCAUACAACGAGUUUGUCCUAAGAGUGGGAAUCAAUGUCGGCCCGGUUGUGGCGGGGGUGAUCGGGGCACGGCGACCUCAGUACGACAUCUGGGGCAACACAGUGAAUGUGGCCAGUCGAAUGGACAGCACCGGAGUACCUGGAAAGAUCCAGGUGACUGAGGAGGUCUACCGCCUGCUGAAUACCAACUACGACAUGGUGUGCCGCGGCAAAGUCAGCGUCAAGGGCAAAGGCGAGAUGCUGACCUACUUCCUGGAGGGGAAGGUCCAGUGCGUGGGCACCGCCACCACCUCGUCCGUGAUGCGCUCCGCCAGCCUGGCGCGCCGCAUCCACUCCUGCGGCAAAACCAGCGUCUCCGCCAACCUGGGCAGCGUCUCCUCCACCGCCAGCCUGGUCCCGGGCGGCGCCGGCGCCGGCGUCCAGGCCAACGCCGCCAACAGCAGCGGCGUCCAGGCCAACGCCGCCAACAGCAGCGGCGUCCAGGCCAACGCCGCCAACAGCAGCGGCGGCCAGGCGGCGUGCGCGGCCUCCGCCUUCGUGCCCGCGGUGCGAGAGGAGGACGAGGGCGACGUGGAGCUGACGGCCGUGGAGGUCGAGGUCGCGGCAGACGUCGGGGACACGGCGGUGUAGGAGCUGGCGAGGAAGACGACCCUGGCCUGAAGAAGACGAGGCUGCUUCCAAUAAGCUAUUGGUGAAACCUCAUCAGGAAUUGAACUGCGUGAUACAGACAAUCAUAUUUGUGUUCUGUUUUUUUUUAUGUAUUUCUUUUUUACUGCUUGCUCUUCGUGGAGUGAAGAAAUCUCCCAAUCGCUUCUAACAUCUCCACUGCAGAUCGGUGGUGUUCCUGGCUCACGCACGGCACACGCCUCCUCGUUUUCUACGCGCUACAUAUUCGACCGAUACGACUGAUCGUGCUGCCGCUUUUGCACCGUCUUUCUGGUUAUGCCAAGGAUCCAUUGCGUUAUUCCCAGUAUAAAACGGUGUUGUUCCUCUUCUCGGUGCGUGUACGCAUGCAUGUGUGUACCUGUGAGCGUGCGUGUGCAUGUGUGGUUAAUUCUGAAUUGUAAUUUUUAUACUCUCACUGGAUGGAAUACACUUUUUCUCAGAGGCGUAUUUAGAGUAAACAGUGCAUGACUUUAUAAGCGUUAACAGCCAUAGUGACAGUUCUCCUGUUGAAAGAAACCAAAGUAUUGAGUAUAGAUCCUUGAGUUUUACUGUGGAUAUUGCCUCACUGCACCAGGGCCGCGGGAAAGCGUUAGUCGGCCGUACCCAUCUGACACAUGGCUCUUUCUAAUGUUUUUACCUGCUUGAAACGUACCUUGACUUUUCCUGACAAUCUUAACCAGAUGAAACGUUCCUCAACCAUUCGAGUUUCACCCGAUGUGGCUUGAGGCUCUGACACCGAACCACUCUUUGGAGCCUUGAUGCCAAAAAGAAGGUGCAGUCUGAAAGUAUUAACAAAGAAGCAGUCAGCGCAGGUAUUUUCCACAGUGAAGCACAUUAUUUAAGCACAUCCGAAUGCACGCAAAUGCACAACUCACUCUUUUACUCCUUGCGCCCCGUGAAGGCUCCACCUUCACAUGCGUUUCUGCCACAUCCACGCUCCGUUUGGGGUUUUCCACCGAAUCUCUAGGCUUUAGCACAGAUACCGUCGCAGACACGCGUGGCACUCUUUGUCUUUAUCGGCUUAUUAAACGCGGACUUGAUCUGCAAGAGUGUAAAUACAUAAUGUUUUCAAGUUUUCUGCCUUACGGAAUAAGCUUACAGUGAUUGCAACUUGCCUUUUUAGAUAUAUUCACUUUGAUAUGCAGAGUUUUGUAAAUAGCCAAAAAGCUGUAAACUAUGUUGUAUCUUGUACAGUGUAAAGUUGAGUUAUUGGAUAUUUUGUAAUAAAGACAUUGUUGGUGUAUAAAAUAUCACAUGGCAAUGAAUGUCAAUAAAUAUGAGCGAUUAUUGGCUACCAA
This is a messenger RNA of Betta splendens (Siamese fighting fish), 6331 nucleotides long. Its product is annotated as adenylate cyclase type 1-like. Gene Ontology annotation, molecular function: adenylate cyclase activity. Lineage: Eukaryota; Metazoa; Chordata; Actinopteri; Anabantiformes; Osphronemidae. The record is from RefSeq and is a predicted model, not a curated record. Gene Ontology annotation, cellular component: plasma membrane. Gene Ontology annotation, biological process: intracellular signal transduction; cAMP biosynthetic process; adenylate cyclase-activating G protein-coupled receptor signaling pathway. The coding region runs from base 1443 to 4997 and encodes 1184 amino acids. The transcript has 20 exons.